Melanotaenia boesemani (Boeseman's rainbowfish) is the source of this 2173-nucleotide messenger RNA. RefSeq names its product leucine-rich repeat-containing protein 70. Gene Ontology annotation, molecular function: protein binding. The transcript has 8 exons. The coding region runs from base 705 to 1781 and encodes 358 amino acids. Lineage: Eukaryota; Metazoa; Chordata; Actinopteri; Atheriniformes; Melanotaeniidae. The record is from RefSeq and is a predicted model, not a curated record.
UUAUAAAUUACACAAACAGUCUACCGCUUGUCUGCCUGUUCAGUCUUUUUCUGCUCGUACGUCCUGAACUUUAACAUUAAUCAUGCUGACUGAGGCCGGAGAGUCUGAGCUGUUGCUCGUUGGGUUACGUGGACCUUGGACUGAACUUGCUGGGACGUCCACUCCCGGGAAGACUGACAGCUGUCGUCAGGAGAAACAGCUGGAUGGAGGGCGUCGUGGCGGCAUUAAGCUGAGAUGAGAGGGAGGGCAGCGGAGACACAAACAGCAGAGCUUCGGAGUUCGGAGGAUGAGCGGAAACAUUUGGUGACUGGAGAGGAUUAGAGGAUUACUAACACAGCUGUCUGCACUCAAAGCAUCAUCCCCGAGCCUUCACUUGCUUCUCUGACCAUCACCUGUUCAUCUGCCAUCGUCUCAGCAUCGUCAGCGUGGACUGGUAGACGUCCAGCCUCCAGCGUGGAGAUGUCUGGGUUCCUCCACAGGGGAAGAGUUAUGGAAGGUUUAUGGCUUAACUGUGUGGGAUGGUUUAGGUGUCAGGCUUGGGCAGCCAGUGGUUUACGAGGCAAAGAGAAGUGUUGGAUCUCUUCAGCAACAACUGGAAAUUUUACGGGGACUGUGAUGCUCGCUGAGGAGAACAGGAAGAGUCAACUAUCAAGCUUCUAACUACUCUGAUCAGGCUGCCCUUCACCUUCAGCUGUCCAGGAAAUAUGAACCUCCUUCCCCCCGCCAUCCUCUUCCUCAUUUACACCUUUCAUUCCCCUGGGACCCUGUUCCCCUCAGCCGUGGGUUCGUGGGUGUGUCCACACCAGUGCAUCUGCUACGAGCAUGCAGACCUGGUGGACUGCCGCGACCGCGGGUUCGAGCAAGUUCCCAGGGGCCUCCCACAUGGCACGUGGUUGCUGGAGUUAGAAGGAAAUAAUCUAAGCAUCAUAAGCACCCGAGCUUUCACUGGACUCUGGUCCCUGCGGGUUCUGGUGCUGACCAGCAGCCAGAUCACAGAAAUCCAACCACAGGCAUUUUUCUCCUUGUCCUUCCUGGAGAAGUUGGAUCUGAGCUGGAACCUGUUACCAACUCUUCCUGUGGACUUCUCAGUCAGUCUGUCAGCUCUCAAAGAGCUGCGACUGGAGCACAACAACCUUCAUUUUAUAUCAGGAUACAGCCUGGAGUAUCUGGACAACUUGGAAAAGUUGGACCUCAGUUAUAACCAGCUGGCGUCUGUGGGCCCUGGUGUGUUCAGGGGCCUCUCGAGGCUCAGACAGCUCUACCUGCACAACAACAGACUGACUGUGGUGCAGCAGGGAAGCCUUGAUAUGCUGCCUGGACUUGAGGUGCUCCAGCUGAGCAACAACAACAUCUCCCAGAUUGACACUGAUGCUCUGGCUCCUCUCUAUAGUUUGGCAGUUCUCGAUCUGGAAAGAAACAACCUGCAUCAUCUGAAAUUUAAGACCUUCAUCAGUCUUCAUACAACAGCAACACACAUCCAGCUCUCUGGAAACCCGUGGAGCUGUGACUGUGAGCUGCAUCGUGUCUUCAGUAAGAUUUUACAUGUUCGGCAUCUCCACAUCGACGACUACCGCAACGUAACGUGUCAGGACCCUCCACAGCUGAUGGGGGCCUCGCUGGCCUGGGUGGACAGCCAGCUGUGUGUUGCAGAGACGGCCACCGUCCUGGUCAUCACCGUCACUGUGCUGGUCACCGUGGUAGCGGCUGUGGUGAUGGCUGAGAGGAACAGGAAGAGGAACCAUGAGAAGAACUGGGACACCGAGUCACAGAGUCCACCAUAAUGAGAACACAAGUGAGGAUGAGGAAGAGAACUAAUGAUAUAUAUGGAAGACUGAGAUCCCGACAGCGUCUUUACUGAUCAGAACUCUUGCAGCAUAUAGUUAGAAAUGGUUUGAUUUGACAGAAAAAUUAAGUUUUCCCUAAAAAGUUAGAAGCAUGCAAUUUAAUGAACAUCUAAAAUCCCUAGGACCAUUUUUAGAAUAUUUCUCCUGCUUUCUUUGAAGUUUUAACCCCUUCAGUCUGACGUGAUGCAGUAAAAGUUGCAGUUUAAUAUGUCGGCGACUCUUCAUGAAGCUACUUUGUCAGAAAUACAAGGCAUGUAAAAAAAGCAGCUGGUGCACAUGUUGACAAUGACUUUUUUUUUUAAGUUGGAAUUGAUUUAUUGCUGCUCAAA